AUGGGGAAAUUUGAAUUACAGAAAAGUGAAAUAGGAGACUCUUCUUCAAUGGCUUUGACCAGCACCAGAAGACUAGAAGGGAAGGUAGCAAUAAUCACUGGUGGAGCCAGCGGCAUUGGUGAAAGCACCACAAGGCUAUUUGUCCAUCAUGGUGCAAAAGUUAUCAUAGCUGAUAUCCAAGAUGAACUCGGCCGCGCCUUAUGCGAAGAUCUUGGCUGCAAGGAAGCUGUUUCUUACGUCCAUUGUGAUGUUAGCAACGAAUCUGAUGUCGAAAAUGCAGUGGAGACAGCCAUAGCCAAGCACGGGAAGCUUGAUAUAAUGUUCAGUAACGCAGGCAUCAUCGACAACUGUAAGAACAUAUCGGAUGUCGGCUACGAUGAUUACAGGAGGGUUUUCAACGUUAACGUCUUCGGUGCGUUCAUGUGUGCCAAACAUGCAGCAAAAGUCAUGAUCCCUGCUAAGAAAGGAAGCAUCAUUUUCACUUCUAGUGCAGCGACAGCCGGAGAUGCGACUCAUGUAUAUGCCACGACUAAGAAAGCCCUUUUAGGGCUUAGUGAAAGCUUGUGCGUGGAAUUAGGCCAACAUGGGAUUAGAGUCAAUUGUGUUUCUCCUUUUGCCCUGCCAACUCCAUUGCUGACGAGGCAAUUUGGAAAUGUGGAAAAGGAGAAGGCAGAGGGAUGGUUUUACCAGGCAGCAAAUUUGAAACAUUCGGUAUUUGAGGUUGAGGAUGUAGCACAGGCAGUAGUAUUUCUAGCAAGUGAUGAAUCUAAGUAUGUGAGUGGGCUCAACCUUAUGCUUGAUGGGGGCUAUGGCAAGACAAAUAUCGCCUUGAGAGAGGCUUGGAAGCAAGCCUGA
Messenger RNA from Coffea arabica (coffee), 855 nucleotides. RefSeq names its product secoisolariciresinol dehydrogenase-like. Lineage: Eukaryota; Viridiplantae; Streptophyta; Magnoliopsida; Gentianales; Rubiaceae. The record is from RefSeq and is a predicted model, not a curated record.